Messenger RNA from Anas platyrhynchos (mallard), 1802 nucleotides. The record is from RefSeq and is a predicted model, not a curated record. NCBI's taxonomy places the organism in Eukaryota, Metazoa, Chordata, Aves, Anseriformes, Anatidae.
CUUCAGUUACUUUUUAGUGGCAAUGAGAGGUUACUAACACUGUGCUACUGUCUUGUUUUCACAAAAAAAAAAAAAAAAUCAAGUGGAAGUUGGUUACUUUAUUGGUUGGAGCUCCCUUGACUAGAUACCUGUUGCUGUUAUGAAAUCUUCUGUCCCCUUACGUCAGAGAGCCAUGGUGCCCUGUGCCCACUUUGUGUUCCUGCUGCAGCUGUCAGGAUUUAUUACUGCUACUGGUGUGGGGAUGUUGGCAGUAUGUAACACACGCUUUAGAGCUUUUCUAUCAGGGACUGCCUGGCAGCUAACUGGGAAGGAAACUACCUGGCAAAUAGGUUAAUGGCUGCUGGCACUACAGUGAUAAGGUGAAACCUGGAUGCCUUUUGUAGGGUAAAGUCAACAGAAUAUCGUGUGACCUCCCUAACAAGACAGGGUUGUUCUCUACUGUUCACUUUCAUCCCGUGAUUUGAGAGGUAGGCAGGCUUCUGUUUUUCUGUCCCAUGUCUUGUGGCAUAUUAUGGAUUUGACGACAUCACAACAUAAUCUACAUAAUGAAAUAAUAAGAAAAAUAGAAAGACAAGCAGGGGAAAAAGAAGAUGAACAGAUAGUUGCAGAAAUCAUGAGAAGACGUUUUUUUCCUACUGUUAUAACUCAUAAGGCCUGGGAAGGCUUUUACUUUGCUGGCCAUGAGAUAAGGAUUACAGAAGCCACUGACUGUUACGGGGCAGUUGUCUGGCCAUCGGCUCUUGUUCUGUGUUAUUUUUUGGAAACCAAUUCUAAACAAUACAAUUUGGUUGACAAAAAUGUGAUUGAAAUUGGAGCUGGAACUGGGUUGGUCUCCGUAGUAGCCAGUUUAUUGGGUGCACUUGUGACUGCCACUGAUUUGCCAGAACUGCUGGGAAACCUUCAGCACAAUGUUCUCCAAAAUACAAAACUGAAAAGCAAGCACCGGCCUUGUGUGAAGGAGUUGUCUUGGGGCAUUGAUCUGGAAAAGAACUUUCCCAGAGCUUCGUGUCACUUUGACUACAUUAUGGCUGCUGAUGUAGUUUACCAUCAUCCCUUCCUGGAUGAGCUCCUGCUAACUUUUGAUCACUUGUGCAAGGAUGACACUGUUAUUCUGUGGGCUAUGAAAUUUAGGUUGGACAAGGAGAACCAAUUUGUGGGCAGAUUUCAGACACUAUUUGACUUAGAGGUGCUUUCUAAUUUCCCUAGUUUGAACAUCACGUUGUAUAAGGCAAUGAGGAAAGGCAGGAUGAAAGUCAGACCUUCCAAACUGUCAAUCUGAAAAAGAGUUACAUGGGGGCAACAGUCUCAGCUCUUCUGUAGCUUGUUCUCUUUUCAAUAAUUUCCAUGUUAGCAGCUGCCAGUACCUGCAUGAAUGAUAUUUUUAGAGAAAGUUAAAAUAUCAGAUUUCAUCCCUAAAGAAUUGCUAAAUUCAUCUUGUUAGUUUUAUACACAGAAGAAAUGUAUUUCUGAUGCUUUCUUGACUUUUAUGUGCUAAAUUGUCAGCAGUAAUAACUGCCACAAGUCUCACUAUUAUAUCCGUGGGAUGUGUAAUGAAUAUUUCCAAUGUCUUUCAAUUGCAGCUUUGAACGGUGUCUUACAAGAUCAACCAAUCAUUUGAAGAUUUACCACAGUCUCAAGUUUUGUAUUUAAAAGUUGUGGUGUUAAAUCUCAUCUUUCCUCAUUCCCACUACAGUGUGUAAAUCCUUCCUUUAAAGAGCCUUUACAGGACAUUAAGUUAACUAAAAGGAAAAAUGGGAGAAAUACUGUCAUAAUAAAAUGAGAGAAUAUAUUGGUUACUCUGA